AUACAUCAUGGCAUUAGGAAGGUUGAGAACCACUGCUCUAGACCCUUUGAGAUUUCCAGGGUUGCUGACAAUGGUCCCUUGCCCCACCAAUCUUAUAACCCUUGGUGGUUUCACGUGGCUUCAAGUGAGGAGAUGAUGGAGGGGGUGCUGAUUUAUAAAAUGCCGACUCCCAGGGCUGCCACCCUUUCAGUCGGAUCCAUUUUCACCCGAGCCCCCUGUGCAGGUAGUGAUUAGGGAUGCUUUGUCUGCCUUCUGGUGAGGCCCUUAGCACCCAGCUGUCUACCAAAUCCAUGGCAGGUAGGAGCUCCAUAAAUAAGAACACCAGUGACGUGAUGAAGUGACACAAGUGUGAUUGAUCCCGACUACUGCAGUUUGUUCAGUUAACUACGCGGAAAGAUUCAAAUGGCUGGUCCAUGUGAUGAGUCUAUGGUCACUUGUGUGUCUCUCUUUUCAACACUUGACCACAUUCCUCUCAUUUCUAGCUUCAUUCCAGAGCCCUACAUGAAUAGAUACACGGAGUUUCCCUGCAGCCCCAGUAACCUCACCAAGGAGCCCAUGGAGGCCAAGCCCAGCCAGGCCCCCCCGCUCCAGGAUGAUGUGGACAUGAGCGGUGGCUCCAGCGGAAAUGAGGCCACUGAGAACUGCUCCACGGGGCGGGACUCACAGGGCAGUGACUGUGACGACAGCGGGAAGGAGCUGGGGAUGCUGGUGGAGCCACCGGACGUCCACCAGAGUCCAAAUGCCUUUAGCCUGAUGAUGGCCACGUCUGAACACAACCCCUCUACGAGUGGCUGCAGUAGUGACCAGUCUGCCAAAGCAAACACACACAAAGAAUUGAUAAAAACACUGAAGGAGCUGAAGGUCCACCUCCCCGCAGAUAAGAAGGCCAAGGGGAAGGCCAGCACACUGGCAACUCUGAAGUAUGCCCUGAAGAGUGUGAAGCAAGUGAAAGCUAAUGAAGAGUAUUACCAGCUGCUGAUGUCCAGUGAGAGCCAGCCCUGUGGAGUGGAUGUGCCCUGCUACACUGUGGGGGAGAUGGAGAGCAUGACCUCCGAGUACAUCGGGAAGAACGUGGAUAUGUUUGCAGUGGCUGUGUCCCUGGUGACUGGGAAAAUCCUGUACAUCUCUGACCAAGUCGCAUCCAUAUUUCACUGUAAAAGAGACGCCUUCAGUGACGCCAAGUUCGUGGAGUUCCUGGCGCCUCACGAUGUCAGUGUGUUCCAUAGCUUCACCACACCUUGCAAGCUGCCCUCGUGGAGUGUGUGUGGCAGGGCAGAUUCUUUUACUCAAGAGUGCAUGGAGGAGAAAUCUUUCUUUUGCCGUGUCAGUGUCGGGAAGAACCACGAGAACGAGAUUCGCUACCACCCGUUCCGCAUGACGCCCUACCUGGCUAAGGUGUGGGACCAGCAGGGUGGGGAGAGACAGUUCUGCUGCCUCCUGCUGGCAGAGCGCGUGCACUCAGGCUAUGAAGCUCCUAGAAUUCCUCCUGAAAAGAGAAUUUUUACAACCACCCACACACCAAAUUGUUUGUUCCAGGACAUAGAUGAAAGGGCAGUCCCCCUGCUGGGCUACCUACCUCAGGACCUGAUUGAGACCCCUGUGCUCCUGCAGCUUCACCCCAGCGACAGGCCCUUGAUGCUGGCUGUCCACAAAAAGAUCCUGCAGUCCGGUGGGCAGCCUUUUGAUUAUUCCCCCAUCCGCUUCCGGGCUCAGAAUGGGGAGUACAUCACACUGGACACCAGCUGGUCCAGCUUCAUCAACCCCUGGAGCAGGAAAAUCUCCUUCAUCAUCGGGAGACAUAAAGUCAGGGUGGGCCCUUUGAAUGAGGACGUGUUCGCAGCACACCCAUGCACAGAAGAAAAGGCCCCAAGUCCCAGCAUUCAGGAGCUCACGGAGCAGAUCCACCGGCUGCUGCUGCAGCCUGUCCCCCACAGCGGUUCCAGUGGCUACGGGAGUCUGGGCAGCAACGGGUCUCACGAGCACCUCAUGAGCCAGACGUCCUCCAGCGACAGCAACGGCCAUGAGGACUCUCACCAGAGAAGAGCCGAAACUUGUAAAAGUGGUAACAGGACCAAAACGAAAAGUCAUCAUUCUCCUGAACCUGGAGAACAAAAGAAAAAGUCCAGUUCAGAAGUGCCAAGUAGUCCCUCAGCUCAGAUGAAAGCUGUACCUGCUGCAAAGAAGGACAGCUCAGGAGCCAGCUUCUCCAAGGCCAGCAUGCCAGAGGACCUGGCCUGCAGGACCCAGCCCACCUGCUCCUACCAGCAGAUCAGCUGCUUGGACAGCGUCAUCAGGUACUUGGAGAGCUGCAGCGAGGCCGCCACUCUGAAGCGGAAGUGUGAGUUCCCAGCCAACAUCCCCACACUGAGGUCCAGCGACAAGCGGAAGGCCGUAAUCAGCCCCAUGCCCACCGGAGAGGCAGUAUUGCCCUCCAAAGCAAACGGCCACACGGAGGUCAGAACUCACCUCACCUCGCUGGCUCUGCCCAGCAAGGCUGAGAGCGUGGUGUCCCUCACCAGCCAGUGCAGCUACAGCAGCACCAUCGUCCACGUGGGGGACAAAAAACCCCAGCCGGAGUUAGAGAUGGUGGAAGAUUCUGUGAGCGGUCCUGAGUCCCUGGACUGCCUGGUGGGCCCUUCCCUGCCUUGUGGCCUCAACCAGGAGAAGGAGCCCUUUAAGAAGCUUGGCCUCACCAAGGAAGUGCUCGCUGCGCAUACCCAGAAGGAGGAGCAGAGCUUCCUGCAAAAGUUCAAGGAAAUAAGAAAACUCAAUAUUUUCCAAUCUCACUGCCAUUAUUACUUACAAGAAAGAUCCAAGGGGCAGUUGAGUGAACGAACUGCCUCUGGACUAAGAAACACUUCUGGAAUAGAUUCAUCUUGGAAAAAAACUGGAAAAAACAGAAAACUAAAGUCCAAACGAGUCAAGCCUCGAGACUCCUCUGACAGCACCGGGUCGGGGGGUCCUGUGCUCCACCGACCCCCACUCUUAGGCCUGAAUGCCACUGCCUGGUCACCUUCAGACACAUCCCAGGCCAGCUGCCCCACUGUGCCCUGUCCUGCUCCAGUGCCCACUUUCUCCCUGCCCGUGUUUCCAACAGCAGGGACUCUGGCGGCCCCGCCUGCAGCUCCUCACGCCAGCUUCACAGUGCCCACUGUGCCCAUGGACGCCCAGAACCAGUUUGCAGUCCAGUCCCCACCCUUCCCCACACCCUUAGCCCCUGUUGUGGCUUUCGUGCUACCCAGCUACUCCUUCCCCCCGGGUCCCCCAAGCCUGCCACAGGCCUUCUUCCCCGGCCACCCUCACUUCCCCAGCCAUCCCAUGCUUGUGACCGAGAUGACCUCUCCCUCACAGCCCAAGUUCCCAGGCCAGACCUCUACCCCUAGACAGCCAUGUACUUGUCCAGCAACCCCAGCCACCCCAGCCACCCCACCAUCAGCUGUAGGCCGGGCCUCCCCGCCACUCUUCCAGUCCCGUGGCAGCUCGCCCCUGCAACUCAACCUCCUGCAGUUAGAGGAGACCCCUGAGGGUGGCACUGGGACUGCGGGGACAGUGGGAGCCACAGGGAUAGCAGCUGCGGGGCUGGACUGCAAACCUGGCACCUCUCGGGACCGACAGCCAAAGGCUUCUCCAACUCAUCACGAGUCCUCAGAGGCCCAGAAUAGUGACGCCCUCUCCACGUCCAGUGACCUGCUGAACCUCCUAUUGAAUGAAGACCUCUGCUCAGCCUCAGGCUCAGCCCUGUCUGGGAGCGCAGCCUCCGCCACCUCGGACUCGCUGGGCUCCAGCUCACUGGGCGGCAAUGCUUCCCACAGCGCGGCAGGCAGUAGUGACACAAGUCACACCAGCAAAUAUUUUGGAAGCAUUGACUCUUCAGAGAAUAAUCACAGAGCAAAGCUGAAUGCAGGCAUGGAAGGCAGUGAGCACCUCCUCAAGUGUGUCCUGCAGGACCCCAUCUGGCUGUUGAUGGCCGAUACGGACGACAGCGUCAUGAUGACGUACCAGCUGCCAGCCCGAAAUUUAGAAACAGUUUUGAAGGAGGACAGAGAGAAGCUGAAACUACUGCAGAAGUUCCAGCCCCGGUUCACGGAGAGUCAGAAGCAGGAGCUGAGCGAGGUCCACCCGUGGAUGCGUGUGGGCAGCCUGCCCACGGCCCUGGACGUGGCGGAAUGUGUUUAUUGUGAAAACAAGGAAAAAGGCAGCAUUUGUGUGACAUAUGAAGAAGAUAUCCCUUCUCUGGGACAAAGCGAAGUUUCAGACACCAAAGAAGUGGAAAAUGGACCCCCCUUGAGUCACAAGAAUGAGGAACAGACAUAACCCUGCCCCCCACCCGAGAGCCAGUGAUCUACAUUAGACGGUGCUUAGAAGACAGGAAAGAAUCUUUGCGUUUGUUUCUAAUGAAAUGGACACAUAUUUAUGUUGCUUUUUUUGUUUUAGAAAAAAAUCAUAGUUUUCUGAAGGAGUGACUUAAAACUGUGGAGGGUGGGAAGGUUGGGGAAGAAGGGCAUUUUAUUUAUUUAUUUUUUUUGAGACAGAGUCUCACUUUAU
Molecule: messenger RNA, 4545 nt
Organism: Otolemur garnettii (small-eared galago)
Lineage: Eukaryota; Metazoa; Chordata; Mammalia; Primates; Galagidae
Gene: PER2
Product: period circadian regulator 2
Exons: 22
Coding region: 403-4314 (1303 amino acids)
Biological process (GO): entrainment of circadian clock by photoperiod; negative regulation of transcription by RNA polymerase II; circadian regulation of gene expression
Cellular component (GO): cytoplasm; nucleus
Molecular function (GO): transcription corepressor binding; transcription cis-regulatory region binding
Source: RefSeq, a predicted model, not a curated record